GAAACUGUAUGAAACAUGUUUUACUAUUUUUUAGGACAGUGUUUUGACUGCAGCAAUAGACAACCGCUUUGUUUACGAAGUAAAACGCAUCUUGUGGGCGGAGCUAUUACGCAUAAGCGAAGUCUCAGUAUUACGCAUGCGCAUUGGUUGACAUACCGGCGACGGCAGUUCGACGGUGGCCUAGCGAAUACAGGGGAUUACGAGCCCAAUCUGACAGGGUGCACCAUGAGUCAGGCUAAGGACAAUGCAAGACUCAAGAGCUACAAGAACAAGUCUCUCAACACAGAUGAGAUGAGGAGGAGGAGGGAAGAGGAAGGUCUGCAGCUCCGCAAACAGAAGAAGGAUGAACAACUUUUUAAAAGGAGAAAUGUUGCCACUGUGGAGGACGAUGGAGCCCUGGAGGAUGAUGGAAUGGCCGACAGCGGCUACCUGGAAUCACAGGCAAACAACCUGGACCCACUCAUGGGUGGGGUCAUCUCUGAAGACAUGAUUCAGAUGAUCUUCUCCAGUUCUCCAGAGCAGCAGCUAAUAGGCACUCAGCGCUUUAGGAAACUCCUUUCUAAAGAACCAAACCCACCCAUUGAUGAAGUUAUUGCUACUCCAGGGGUUGUGGAGCGUUUUGUUGAAUUUCUGAAGAGGAGAGAAAACUGCACACUGCAGUUUGAGGCUGCGUGGGUCUUGACCAACAUUGCUUCAGGUACAUCCCAUCAAACGCGUGUUGUAAUCCAGGCAGGGGCCGUGCCCAUAUUCAUAGAGAUGCUCACCUCGGACUUUGAGGACGUACAGGAACAGGCAGUGUGGGCCUUGGGAAACAUAGCAGGUGACAGCACAGAAUGCAGAGACUUCGUCAUAGACUGUAACAUUCUUCCCUCCCUGCUGCAAUUAUUGGCCAAACAAAAUCGUCUAACAAUGAUGAGGAACGCAGUGUGGGCGCUAUCCAACCUGUGCAGAGGAAAGAACCCACCUCCAGACUUUGCUAAGGUGUCCCCGUGUCUCAGCGUGCUUUCCUGGCUGCUGUUUGUUAACGACACAGACAUCCUUGCUGAUGCAUGCUGGGCGCUCUCUUACCUUUCUGAUGGCCCCAAUGACAAGAUCCAGGCAGUUAUCGACUCAGGAGUCUGUCGAAGGCUGGUCGAACUGCUGAUGCACUCUGAUUAUAAGGUUGUGUCUCCUGCACUGAGAGCCGUUGGAAACAUAGUCACUGGAGAUGAUCUGCAGACACAAGUGAUUCUGAACUGUUCAGCACUGCAGUCUUUACUUCACCUGCUGAGCAGCCCCAAGGAGUCUAUUAAGAAGGAAGCUUGUUGGACAAUCUCCAACAUCACUGCAGGGAAUCGAGCACAAAUACAGAUGGUGAUAGAUGCGGGUCUGAUGCCUCCUCUCAUCAGUAUUCUGCAAGUAGCUGAGUUUCGCACAAGGAAGGAGGCAGCGUGGGCUAUUACCAACGCCACCUCCGGCGGCUCUGCAGAGCAAAUAAGGCAUCUAGUGGAACUCGGUUGUAUAAAACCUCUGUGUGACCUUCUCACACUGAUGGAUUCCAAAAUAGUCCAAGUGGCUCUAAAUGGUCUAGAAAACAUCCUGCGACUGGGAGAGCUGGAGGCCAAGAGAGGAGGAGGCAUUAACCCAUACUGUGCUCUCAUCGAAGAGGCCUAUGGCCUGGACAAACUGGAGUUCCUGCAGGGUCACGAGAACCAGGAAAUCUACCAGAAAGCCUUCGACCUGAUCGAGCACUACUUCAACACCGAAGACGAGGACCCUUCGCUGGCUCCGGCCGUCGACCUGCAGCAGCAGCAGUUCCUCUUCCAGCAGUGCGAGGCUCCGAUGGAGGGCUUCCAGCUAUAAUGCUAAAAAUCCCCCCCAAGCUCCAGCUUCAUCUUCACCUACGCUCACGUCUCUAAGUCGCUGCCCACAGCCAAGACCCAGAGUGAGAAACAGCCCUGCUAAUCCCCUUUCCCAGAGAGAUGGAUUCAAUCAUCAUCUUGGUCAUUAUAAUACUACGUAACAGUAAAGAAGCACAUAUUUGUGCAUACAUCCAACAUGGGUCAAGUCUUGUCAGCCAGUUCAUCAAGGUUCAAUUUAUUUUUCUGUUUUGUGCCGACUUCCUGGCCAGAGCUCCAACAUCUCCUGUCAGACCAUUCCCAUACUUCUCAUCGGAAAGAAGAACGUCCUUCACCUUGUUGCCAUAGAGUUGGCAAGCACUCUGUCAGCCAAUGGGAGAAUUUGGACUGCCCUGCUUGUCUGAAGCAUUAAUGACUUGGAAGAUGGACAAAUAUUGACCCGGUUCCCCUUAAUUUGUCCUCCUACACAGAGAAAGAUCCAACCUAAACACUGGACUGAUCCCAAGACAUUGACCUUAUGUUUGAGUGCAUCACUUGGACUGACUUAGAAAGGCACUUAACUUGGAAAAAAAAAUGGAGGAUUAAUUUCCUCAACUUUUCUCAGAAUCCACACAUAGACUUAAUUAGAAACUUGACUGUGUCGCUACGCGGUGGAUUGCUCGCAUUCCCACCCUGAUCUCAUAUCAUUCCUUCUUACCAGUAUUGGGACUUUUCCACAUGCACUGGCUCCACCUUCAAGAGUUUAAACUGCCGCAUCUGAUUUAAAAACCCCAUGGAACCAUGGGAAUUGGAGUCUUCCCUCGCACUGAGACAAUUGGACUUGGACGAAACAAAACAGACUAUAUAACCCUGGAUUCUGUCCAGCAGCAAGCCAGCGGGAUUUUUAUUUUAUUUUUUUUUUUCAUUUAUUAAACCAUUGUUUCAUUUUAUUUGCAGCACUUUAGUUCUGGACUUUUGCCUGUUCAUCGACAAUAGUCUUUAUGUUUGCUAUUUAAGUUGGUUGAUGAUACAGCUCUUCCCUCCUCAGGAAGUGAGAUGUAAAGAGUCCAGGCCCUCACUCCUGGUAUGACAAAGAUUACACUGUUUACCCUUCUACCUAAGGGGAAUUCGAGCAGAUUGUGGACUGAAAUUGUCAGCAAACUCUUGUCAAAAACUGGGAAUUUUUGUUUCCCUCAGCAAAGCUAAAACAGCUCUGCAUUUGGUGAAUUGGCAGUUUUAAUCUAUAAGCAGUCUAACACGAAUCCAGAUAAAUGUUUGCUGUUUGAUUAUGCCAAAUCAAGACAUGUAUCAGACUGAAGAAUCAAGGUUGGUCUUUUUUUUUUUUAAUUGGGAGUUAGCAUCUUUAGUUGUUGGUGCCAUAAUCCCUAAUAUAUGGAAGUCUUUCCGUAAAACAUCAACAGAAAAAAAGGAAAAAAAAACAUCCAGAUUAAACUUGAAAAUCCUCAUGAUCAUUGUAGUUAGCACAACUGAAUGUUUGUUUACCAAGUACUCUUCUCAUGUUGCUUAAUUUUGUCAAAAAAUCUCUCUAAGAGAUGACCAGCUCUUCGUGUUCAUUACUGUUUGUUGUACUGAGUUUGUGCAUCUGUUCUGUUCUGCCAUUAGCAUAAAAGUCAUUUCAGAAUCUCCAAACA
Xiphophorus couchianus (Monterrey platyfish) is the source of this 3469-nucleotide messenger RNA. RefSeq names its product karyopherin alpha 1 (importin alpha 5) (gene kpna1). Gene Ontology annotation, molecular function: nuclear import signal receptor activity; protein binding. The record is from RefSeq and is a predicted model, not a curated record. NCBI's taxonomy places the organism in Eukaryota, Metazoa, Chordata, Actinopteri, Cyprinodontiformes, Poeciliidae. Gene Ontology annotation, biological process: protein import into nucleus. Bases 16 to 1842 code for a protein of 608 amino acids. Gene Ontology annotation, cellular component: cytoplasm. The transcript has 14 exons.